AACCAAUCAAUUUUGUCCUUUCAUUCCUAGGCGCAAACUACAAACAGAGAUUGAUAGAAGCUGACACACAAACUAUUUCAAGUUGAUGAAAAGUUUGAAUACGAAAUGAUGCAAAGUCAAGAAACCCAGCUAUCUGAGCUGGUGAGCGUUGGGAAGGAAUUAACUGCUGCGUUUGAAGGAACACAGGAGGCAGAGCUAACAGAAAAAUGUGCACGCAUAAUUAGUGAAAUACGUCAUCUUCAGCAGAAACAAAGGGAGCAACUAAAACAGCAGAUUCAGGAUUUAAUCAAUCAAGAGGAGCUAGAGAUGGAGAACGUGAAAGAAGAUGGAGAAAAAACAGAGGCAAUCAAUCAAGUUAGAACUGUGCAGGAACAACUCAGAUCUGAGAGAGAACAUUUAGAAGAGGCCACUAAGAAAUGUGAAGAACUUAAGAAGACUUUGGAGGAACAAAAAGAGGAGCAAGAAAGACUGACAAAAGAAGAACAGAAACUCAAGCAUGACAAUACUCAUGCCAUUCCCAAGAUCAAGUAUGAUGUACAGCUCUACAAUACUCUCACCUCCUUACAGUGGCAGUAUGAUUGUGAACCGGAUGAAAUCAAGGGAUAUAUUUGCAACAAAAAUGACAUUAGGCCCUUUUCCUUGAGUGGGAAAAAGGUGUCCAAAUUUUUCGUUGCAAAUUAUCUGUGGGAUAUGAUGGAGGAAGACUGGUAAAGAGUGAUGUUAAACCAAUGGAAACCACAAGAUUCUAAGUGAAGUUCAAAGAGACCAAGUUGGACAUUCACAGAAAAUGAACUUCAACAACAUUGACAUUUAGACUGUUAUAUCAUGUACAUGUUUAUGUACUGGUAGAUAAAUCAUUCAUAAAGAGCAGAGGUGUUAAAGAAAAUGACUAUAGUACAACUGAGAUAUCUUUCUACAAAGUAUGAUGAAAUAGGAUUUAGGUCUUACAGAUAAGGAUUUUGUAGAUAAUGCAAGUGAUUAUUUUGAAAGAAACCAUGCUGAAUACUACAUGUAUACAUCAGUCUCUUCACACCAGACCCAAAAAUGAGGACUGGUAAUGAAAAACAUUCUUUGCCCUUUACUUUCAAAUAUAGUCAAAUUUGCACAUUUCCAACAUGUGAACCAUAAAAGGGUGUACCACUCACAGUAAUGUAAGAUUGCCUUUGAAUAGUGUUUAGUUAAUCUAGUGUUUUCAUCAAUAUUUGUUAGAUCAUUUAUGUAAAUGUUGUCGGGUCAAUCCAGAAACUCAAAAUGCUUAUCAAAGUAAAGCUCUGUUACUAUAUUUGUUAUUAUUAGGAGCAUUGUCCAUAAGCUAAUAUCUCCUCGAAACUGUUCAUUUUACAUGAUCCAUGAAAAUGGACGCCCAUGCAUACUAAUGAAACCCCAGUUUUAUAGAGCUGAAAAUUAAGUUUUGAUUUUUCAUGUACAUGUUUAUGUACACAUAGCAAGAAGUGAAAUCAUAAAUGAAAUAAAUAAUUGGAAAAGCA
This is a messenger RNA of Magallana angulata, 1487 nucleotides long. Its product is annotated as kinetochore protein Spc24-like. NCBI's taxonomy places the organism in Eukaryota, Metazoa, Mollusca, Bivalvia, Ostreida, Ostreidae. The transcript is spliced from 5 exons. The record is from RefSeq and is a predicted model, not a curated record. Bases 106 to 711 code for a protein of 201 amino acids.